Molecule: messenger RNA, 405 nt
Organism: Linum tenue
Lineage: Eukaryota; Viridiplantae; Streptophyta; Magnoliopsida; Malpighiales; Linaceae
Source: the annotation of a GenBank genome assembly
CGAACCAAAAACCUUGAGAGGAAAGAAGAGAGGAAGAAAUUAAAGAGAGGGAACCCAGCUCCUGCGGGUUGUGCUAGAGUAAUCAAGGUAUCCGGAAGCCAACUACGAAGUCAGAAUCACCUUUGGAGGUUCGUAGAAGCUCAUGGGAGGCUCGUCGGAAAGUUGCGUCCGAGGCCCCGGCGUCGUCGAAUUCAACAAAACUCCAAAAGUAUGGUACCAUGACAAAGAGGACGACCUCAGGAGCGUGCACGUUUUGACGAAACUCGUUUUCGACGUCGGACGAGCAAGAACCGAUCUCCGCAAGUUUGCGACGUAAAACUGUCGUUUUAUAAAAAUCAGGUAUCAUUUCUGGGUAUUCGAAAAUGUAGAUGACCUCUCUGUAAUUUUCCCACAGAGACGGGUCAA